GACAUCACCAUUUUGGCAGUUCAAUGAAUAAAAAUGGCAGGCUAAAAUAUAUGUAACUUGCCAAACUUUAGACUGGCAGGCCAUGUAUUUUAUCUAUACUUCGAGCCCUGGUUGUAUUCUGUAUUUAUAAUGUGUGCAAAUAUAUUAUUCUAUUUUACAAUACAGUCAGUAACCAGGAAGGUCUAAUUUGUUACCAGGAUGUUUAAAAUUGGCUAUAUAUAUUCGUCUUUAUCUUCUGCGCUGCAAUUGCGUUACGGCAUCGUCAUGAAGUGUGUUGAGUUAGCUAAGACCUCGCCUCCGACUGCUGUAAAAGAUGUUUUUCGUCGCUUUAAAAAAAUGCCUGCCCAGUCGGCCUUCGAGGAAUUUGCCAAAAGAGUAGAAAACCCAUCCAGGUAUUCGUACAAUGCGCCGCGAAAAAAUGUUGGCAAUAGGGUCGCAACUCUUGGCUCGGACGGAAUGGUAUGUUGUGACGACGAUAACGGCAUUUUCUCGGCCGUUUUAGCGGCUUAUAAUAACCAUUGGAAGCUAAGAACCUCACCAGAUGAUUGGUGGUUCUGUGUUGUAAAGAAAGUUUCUUUGGCGAUUGAUGAAAAAGCUGAAAUGAAAGAAAUUCGUGAUUUGUUUGUGGAACAUGGAGGGAAGAAGAAACUAUGUGUUGAUGUACCCACAACGUGCAUCUACGAUGUCGACUAUAGGUAGGUACACUGUUAAUGCUUUUAUUUAAUUUGUACUAACCAAUCAAAAAGACCGAUUAACAUAUCGUUAGGCCCCACUGAUCUAUAGUCAGGCCUUUUCCAUCCAUCCACAUUUGGUGUGGGGGCCCCUUUGACUGUUGUCAUUGUUUGACUGAGAUAUUAUAUUUAUAUGGAAUAUUUAAAGAAUGUUCUGGAAUAUUCGUUGUCUAUAACAAUAAUAGUUUAUUAUAUAUGCGCAUGCAACCAUGCAUUGCUAUAUUCAUUAGUUAUUCGCAUAAUGUACUAUUUAAAAAACGAGCAGGAGUGUUUUAUUAGGUUUAAAGCUACGAGCGCGCAGCGCGAGUGGCUUUAGACCUAAUAAAACACGACCUGCGAGUUUUUUAAAUGGCUUCAAAAACGUUUGCAUAAUAAGUCAAAUCUUUAUAUAAAAAUCUUUAUAUAAAAACCUUUAUAUAAAAAUCUUUAUAUAAAAAUCUUUAUAUAGUUUGCAUAACAAUGGUCUUUUGUUAAAGUGUUCUUUAGCUGGUAUAAAGACGUAUGCACGUGACUAAUUUCUUACUCAAGACUGGAUAAUUGCUUCAUGAAUUAUUAAUGAGUUUUUGAAAUAUCGUAUAAUGAUUUGCUGUUAUUUGUAUAUCUAAGUAUGCUUUUGCAACGUUUUUACUCGUUGAAUUUGUUCAACCUGCCGUUCAAAUAGCAUAUAAUAAGUAUAUGUCGAUAUAUAGCGGUUAACCCUUCAAAAUAACACUUCAUGCAGUGCGCAUUGGAUAUACACACAAUCUGUCGCCUCCAUUUCUAAUCACGUGAAAAUGGGCAGUGUCAUGUGUUCUGUUCUGGCUGUCAUGUGACUGUCUUCUGUUUCAUUCCAUUAGUGUUCCAAAACUCUGGAGUACUCCGAACAGUUUUGCCACGAGUAACGAUUUCUUCCAAGUGUGCUCACAGGAAAAGCAAACAGCGUACAAUGCGACUACGCAUGCGUAUUCGGCAACCGUGAUUGGUAAGACGCAAGUAUUAUGCAUGCGUAUAUUCGUAUAAUGUUGUGAGCUGUUCGCUUUUCAUGUGCGCGCGCGAAAUCUUCCAGCCAGUGCCGUCGCUGAAAUUUCAUAGCAAAAGAUAGGGAAAACGCCGUUCGAAAGGUGAAAAUCGCUUUUUUAAAAAAAUGAGAUACCCAUGGAAGUUUUGUUCAAAAAAUUAUUGUAGAAUAACGGUAAGCGAUCACUUUUAUUGAUUUCUUUUUAUUAAAAGUGUUAACAUAACAUUUUAUUUUGCAAAAGUUUGUUUUUUUUCCUAUCUACUCCUUAUUAAAAUCGUGAAAAGCACUGGCUGGGAGUUUCAGAUGCUCGUAUUUUAAAAAAAACAUAAAAAAAACAUGAAUACUUCUAUAAUACGUAUAGUUUUUUCCUCUGUAUUGUCAAAAUUUAAUAAAAUAGUGAAUUAAUAUAAUUUUCUGUAGUUACCUCCAUAGAAUAAAGAUCCACAUAGAAGGGCAACUUACGUCGGAAGCUUUGAAGUUUCUGUCCUCGCGCAUGUCGCAUUACACAUGUUGGCCGCCAUUUUCCUAGCCAGUCAAUGACAUUUUCUGGCCAAUAAACACGCUGUACUGGCUGGCUGCUCCGCCUUCUGGCCAGUAAACUGCAUAUUUUUGCAUAAAAAAACGAGGACACGUUGCACCGCUGAGUUGCCCUUCUGUUACUGAUCUUUAUUCUGUGGUUACCUCCUAAUAGACUGAAUAUAUCGGCGUGACACAAUUUGCCGCGUGUUUCCUCUCUGUAUAUCUCUUCUCUGUGACACUGGGGUAAAUUGCUUACGCAAGGUAGACACGAAUGAAAUAAUGAUAACAACACUUUAUAUAUUGAGGAUGAACAGAUAAAGUUAAAACUUUUUUCCAAUCUGGUCCUCCUAAACUCUAUAGACACAACAACAAUAACAUUAAACAUGACUAUUUUCAGUAUGAACAAACGAACGAAAUCGUGGGUAUAAUGUAAAGUAUUAACCAGUACUACAAUUCAGUUGUUCAUACCUCGAGAAAGCCCCAAUUUUCUAACUAGGCAAUUUUCUAUCACUAGCUCUAGUGUGCGACGGGCUCUAUACGUCUCAAACAUAUGUUUUCCCCAGCGUCCCCCUACAAAUAUAACAUUUCCCCUAAAUUUCCAGUACUCACUGAGGCAUAAAGCACACUGAUCCCAAAAUAUGGAUAGAGCAUCCUUCAACUUCGUUAACUAGAUGUGCAUGUGUCAAAACUUUGAAGUGAAAAAAACUUUAAAACUUUCACAUUAUAGCUUGUUCUUCGACCAGAUGUCCAAGGAAAUUUCAAAGAACGUGAAAGUGCCCGAAUACCUGGACGCGGUCACAGCUGAUUUCACGACGACAUCUCCAACUAUGAAAAUGGUUUCACAAAUCAGCAUCAUGUCAUCCUUACAGCAGUAUUUUGAAUACGGCAUAAGGACCUUUUGCGGUAUCCCUGCUAUUGAAAUGCUGGGUAGCGAAAAAGAUUGGGUACGUUUGGGUGAGAAGUUGCAAGCAUUGAGGAAGACCUUGGAACCGAUAACAUGUGAAAUUGGGCUUUCUCGUAAUUGGUGGUCACAUGCAGAAAACGUUUUUGCAGAACUGUUGAAGACGUACCGAGGUUUUUUUUAUUUAUUUUUAACUUUCCUAUUGAAGAAACAUAUUCCUAUGCAUUUAACGUAAAUCUAACUUUUUUCUUCCUGUUUUGAUUUUGAUAUUUUCCUAUAUUAGCUGGCGCUCAUGGGUAAUUACGCAUGCUAAUUUCUCAUCCAAUUUUAAUCCAAAUUUAACCAAAAUUUUAUCAAUUUGACCUUGGACAAUGUUUAUUAUAGUUCCACAGAAAAGUUCCAGAGAAAAAUUUCCACGAACUCAAAAUUUUCUGAUAAUAAUUGUUAAAAAUUGAAAAUUGUCAACUUCAAAUUGAAAAUUGUCAACUUGCAAAUUUAAAUAAAUUAACUUUUUGUAUAUAUCCUUGAGAAAUAAAAAUAAGAAAUAAAUUAUGAACCACAAAGGUGAACGUUUUUAGAAACAAGAUUAAGAAAAUUUAUGUCUGGGAAAAUUUUCUUGCGUGGAAAUGGACCUUGGAAAUGGACGUGGAAAUGAAGUAGAUCUAAUAUCAGAAGGACAUUAAAUAUGUAAAACUGCAAACAGAGUUACAUUUCAAGCAUAUAAGUUGGCGGAUUAUCAUGGUGAUAAUGAUAUUUAAUAUUUCAGGUAGCCCUGAUAAGAUGUGGUGGGAUAAGAUCAUUCAAUACGACGGCGCGGAAGAGUCGGGUGAAAUGCCUGGUUAUUUUGGCUGGUUAACCGAGUUUGUUGAAGACACGAGUAAAGUGCAGCCUAACUUGUUUACCAGUGGUUUGUUAUCUGUUCCACUUGAAAUCAAAAGUCUAGCUGAUGGUACAGAGGACACAGCAGCUCUGGUAGCAGGAAUGCUUGGCUACACGCUGUAUAAAGAUGAUGUUCCUGUUGUUCAACCCUUUCAAGGAUGGUCAUUGAUGCUUCCUGAACAUUCUCCAUUUCGUUCCAAAACUGCUGCUUGAAAUGGUCGUCUUGAAAUCUCUUGUGAAGACAAACUUUAUUGUUAUAAUUGUAUUGUUGUGAUAAUUGUCGUUAGAAUAAUAAUAUUCUUUUAGAGUCAUAAUAAUAAUUAUAGCCUGGUGUACACUAUCAAAUUUCUGUCAGGAUCACAAUAGGAAUUUUGCAUCGGUAAAUUCUAUGUUUUGAAGGAUCUGUAAGAAAUGUUUAACAUUAAGUCAGUUUCUUCAAAUCUUUCAAAUCUUGAAAGUGUAAACAAGGGUGAAGACAAUAUAUAUGUUUUUUGUGGUGAAACUGGGAGACAAGCGCUCCGUGUUGAGUCUAUAUAUUACUCAAUAAUUCUCAAAA
This is a messenger RNA of Paramuricea clavata, 4583 nucleotides long. Lineage: Eukaryota; Metazoa; Cnidaria; Anthozoa; Malacalcyonacea; Plexauridae. The record is from the annotation of a GenBank genome assembly.